Scleropages formosus (Asian bonytongue) is the source of this 1266-nucleotide messenger RNA. RefSeq names its product paraneoplastic antigen Ma1-like. The coding region runs from base 1 to 1266 and encodes 421 amino acids. The record is from RefSeq and is a predicted model, not a curated record. Gene Ontology annotation, molecular function: zinc ion binding; nucleic acid binding. The transcript has a single exon. Lineage: Eukaryota; Metazoa; Chordata; Actinopteri; Osteoglossiformes; Osteoglossidae.
AUGACUAAGGCUACCAUACCUGAACAGUUAGCCUUUGGAGGUGAGUCGGGGCCCUGGGUGGUUAAUGUCAGCGAGACCCGAGAAUGUCCAAUACUUGGUGAAAGAGGCAGUUUCCAGGCAAAAUUCCUGUCAUUCCUAGCAAGUGAAGGGAAGACUCUAGCUGAUGUCUCAGGCUGGUUUGGGCCUACUCCAGCGCCACCUGUCGCUCCAGACUUGAACACCAAACUCGUGGAUGCCAUCUCUUCACUUGUGGAGAAAUGCCAAGCCACGCCUAUGGACGGACUCGGCUAUCGUAAACUUCGCUUGUUCUCCGGUGUGAAACCAACUCCACCGGGAGAGGAAGAGUAUGAUGCCUGGGCUGAGCAGACCACUCACAUGUUGGAUGAAUGGCAGUGUUCAGAUAUUGUCAAGAAGCAGAGGAUAGCUGAGAGUCUCAAAGGGCCAGCAGCAGACAUUGUCCGGUGCUUAAGGGUUAGUAACCCCUCUGUCACUGCCGAUGAUUACCUCAAAGCCCUGGAGGCAGCUUUUGGGACCACAGACAGUGCGGCUGAUCUCAUGGUAAGGUUCCGUGGUACAUUCCAGCAGGAAGGUGAGAAACUAUCAGCAUACUUGUUCCGUCUAGACAAACUGUUGCAUGCAGUUCAUCGUAAAGGUGGGGCUGAGGUGGCCGACCUGGACCAAAUUCGCAUUGAGCAGGUUGCACGAGGAGCUCUGUCCCAUGAUCUUGUUGCCAUGCGCAUCCGAACGAUGUAUAAGCUUAAACCUCCUCCAAGUUUCACGGAGUUGCUCCGUGAUGUCCGAGAAGAAGAGGAAAUGAUCCUGGCAAGGCAAAGUGUGGGGAACGCUGCUCUUCCAGCAAUGGUUAGGUGUGUGGGGUGCGCUACACCCUCCCCCGUACCAGUGCAGCCUGAAAAUGUUGCAGUACCUGUGGUAGCGGGGAAUGGUCAGGAAAUAGAACGGCUCAGGGAAGAGUUCAGAGGGCUAAAGACGGAGGUUGCCCGGCUGUUUUCUGCCUCGAUAGCUGCCUCCGAUGGCAUACCACAGCAGACCAUGCAGAAUCUCAAUCCGAAGGGUACAGGGACCUUGUAUGCCUGCGGAAGGGAGGGUGCUCCCAGACCCCAGUAUCGUGCUGGUGUUUUUUGCUAUCGAUGUGGUGAAGAUGGGCAUUUCCAGCGAGAGUGUCCUAAUCCAGAGAACCUUCGAAAGGUGACGAACCGACUAUUGAAAUUAAGGCAGCCGCCGGGAAACUUCCCAGGGGCCCAGUGA